Molecule: messenger RNA, 951 nt
Organism: Metarhizium acridum CQMa 102
Lineage: Eukaryota; Fungi; Ascomycota; Sordariomycetes; Hypocreales; Clavicipitaceae
Product: C6 zinc cluster transcription factor-like protein
Source: RefSeq, a predicted model, not a curated record
AUGCCGUUGGAAAAGAUAUACGUUGUCAGACAUGGGUUCCGCUCCAGUUGGUCGGUUGAUCCGAAGACAGGCGCGUACAUGGGCAUCCCGUCGCCAACCGGCAUCCAGGGCGAUCCCGCCCUCACUUCGUAUGGGAUCGAUCAGGCCAAGGAACUGGGAAGGCAUCUCGGAACCUUGAACCCGGCGGUAGAGAAGGUCUACUCGAGCCCGUUUUACAGGUGUCUGCAGACAAUGGUGCCAUUUAUGGACCUUCAGCGGGAGAAACUAGGCGCACAGAAUGGUCAGAGGCCGCGAGUGCCUGCUGGCGAGUCUGACGAGACGGCGAAAUCCUUGCUCACCGGCACAGUGGUGACCAAGAUGCUCCCCGAGCAUGGCAUUCGUGAGUGGUUCGGAUCAGCGCCGUUUGAUCACCCGGAGCCAGCUGCGCCUGGGGUCCUCAAGGCCAUGUUCCCCUCGUACGAUGAGAGCUACACGUCGGCUGCGAGGCCGUCCAGCAAGGGCGAGACCCUGGAGCAGUUGCAGCAGAGGAUCACCAAGGCCUUGAGGGGUAUCAUUCAACAGUGUGAUGAUGACGGCACGCGGGCGAUUGUCCUGUGCAGCCAUGCAGCAGUGAUUAUCCUUAUCGGCCGCAUUCUUACCGGCCUGAUCCCGGCCAGUGUUGACGUUGAUGAUUUCCAAGCCUACACAUGUGGUUUGAGCGUCUACAGCCGCAGCAGCUGUGGCGUCGCUGAAGGAAGCAAUAUCUCUGACACCCGCGAUGACCGCCAUCCAACUUCAUCAUCAACACCAGAUACAUUGCAGGCGAAUCAGAUCGGCGGCUGGGAUUGUGAGUUAAACAGUGAUUGCAGCUUCUUGAGCGGAGGUGCAGAACGAGGAUGGAAAUUCACGGGAGAUGAAUCAUUUCCCGACACAGGAUCUUUGUCCCAAGUCGAGCCUGGAUCUAAACUCUAG